UGACAAUUGACAGCAGAUUCGCGUGGAUUUACGGCUCCAAACUAUUCGCAUAAACAUAUACCUGACUUAAUUACCUUAGAUCUGUCUCUAUUCUUGACCCUAACUUUUCUCUAUCUCCUAUGACCGACAAACCCAUUGGUUAUGGCCUCCCUACCACCGCGACAGCGACGCUCCUCUCCAUCUAGCCAGCAAACACCGAAUAUCGAAUCGCCCGACGCUGGACCAAUCCAUACGUCACAGUCCACCGCCUCCAUACAGUCCGCCGAUUCCCAAACCCUAUUACCUGGGUCGCAACCCAACCUUGAAGAUAACCCCACUUCAAAACCGACCGAAAUGUCCACAUCACAACCGCCACCGGCUUCGACAUCGGAUGAGCCCGCAGACGAUUCCGAGGCUCGUCGAUGCUGGAUCUGCUUCUCCGAUGAGACCGAAGAUCCACAGCCCACUACGUGGCGGACGCCUUGCCCAUGCGCGCUCGCCGCUCACGAAUCAUGUCUGCUGGACUGGAUAGCCGACAUGGAGUCCCCCAGCUCCAACCGACAAGCAGGGCAAAGUCCGGAGCUGAAAUGUCCACAGUGCAAGAGCCCGAUCAUAGUUACAAGGCCGACGAGCGUAAUCGUCCAGGCGGUGCGGGCGAUGGAAUAUGCGGUCAGCUUCAUGAUGCUCCCCGGCCUUGCGGUGGUCGUGGCCUAUCCGAUCUACCAGGGCAUGCUCGGACAUGGCGAAUGGACGAUCAGGACAGUCUUUGGGCGGGAAGACGCGGAGCGGAUACUCGCUCCCAUACACAUGGCUGUCGAGCAACGGGUGGCUCUAUUCCACAACGCGGAGGGCUGGGGUGACGAGCUGGCGAUUGCGAUGGGCCACUGGGCCACGAACUGGCAUCUGAACAUCGGGCUUCCGCUAAUCCCCGUAUUCCUGACCCUGAACCGAACCUCCGCGCUCGACAACUACCUCCCGCUCGUCCCGAUGCUGUUCUUCGCAAGCGGAGCAACAUCGCUCUCCAACCCCAAGGUCACGGACCUGUGGCCGCCCAGCGCGUCCGCCUCGUUCGCGAUCCUUCCCUACAUCCGCGCCGCAUACAACGGCCUCUACCACCACUUCUUCGCCUCGUACGAGAAGCAGUGGCUCAAAGAGAUCCAACCGCGCCACGGCACCAACGAGAACGGCCAAAACAACGACGACAACGACGACGCCGCACCCGGCGUCGGCAUCGAGAUGGAGAUGAUCCUCGAGGACUCCGACGGCGACACCGACGACGAGAUGCCGCCAUUAGUUGAACCCGCACCACCGAAUCAAAACCAACCACACACGAUAAUCGUCCCCCCAGACACGCAACCCCCCCACACUCCUCCCGUCGACCAACCCACUCCUCCUCACGGUCCCCCGCAAAACGGCCCCGACCCCAACGGUGGCGCCCCCGCCCCAAACAUCCCUGUCCCCCCCCAGGCCCCUCCCGGCGCCCAACCAGCACCCAACCGCCGCGAAGACCGCGGGGGGCAACUCCUCCUCCGCACGACGUGGGCUGACACGCUCUUCGGGGCGCUCCUGUUCCCCGCGAUCGCCUCGGGGGUAGGGGAGCUCCUCAAGCACGCGCUGCCGGCGUCAUGGGUGAUGGCGCCGACGCUGAGCGCGCGAUUCGGUAAGCUCGCGGGACCGACGGUGGUGUCGUGGAUGGAUAAGCUGACGGGCGCAGCGAAACCGACGGGGGUGCUGCAGAUGCGGUGGGGGCGGACGUUGGUUGGGGGGUGCGUGUUUGUGGUGUUGAAGGAUGCAUUGAUGUUGUAUGUGCGGUGGCGGAUGGCGAGGGAUCAUCGGAUGAGGAGGAUUGUGGAUUUCGAGGGGAGUAAGGGGAGAAGGAAGGAGGGGAAGAAGGCGGCGAGGUGAUUUUGGCGCGCUGCUGUACUAAUAGAGGGACCUUCUGCGAUUAACACGACUUCCGGGAUGGAUUAGGAGUCGUUUAUCCGGUCUUGGUUCUUGUUCCGCGGAUUGCGCGGCGCUGGAUUAGACAUGGGAUUUGGUUGUUCACGAUAACGAUACCAAGAAGAUUAGAUAUAUUGAAUUACUCCUUCUCGGCUGACUCGAUCCGCAAGGUUUUAGAAGCGUUGGGAGCCAAUCUCAUAGUAGGUUGAGAUCGAACGCUGGAUGGGGUUCUCUGCCUUUCAGCCGUCCAAUGAAUAUUCCAGCGAGGGCUCGACUGUAACAGAAACGGAUAUCCUCCCAUCACACGUAGCCUGAUGCUAGAUAGGAGUU
Molecule: messenger RNA, 2250 nt
Organism: Eremomyces bilateralis CBS 781.70
Lineage: Eukaryota; Fungi; Ascomycota; Dothideomycetes; Eremomycetales; Eremomycetaceae
Exons: 1
Coding region: 142-1884 (580 amino acids)
Molecular function (GO): zinc ion binding
Source: RefSeq, a predicted model, not a curated record